Molecule: messenger RNA, 2816 nt
Organism: Spodoptera litura
Lineage: Eukaryota; Metazoa; Arthropoda; Insecta; Lepidoptera; Noctuidae
Gene: bor
Product: ATPase family AAA domain containing bor
Biological process (GO): mitochondrion organization
Cellular component (GO): mitochondrion
Molecular function (GO): ATP hydrolysis activity; zinc ion binding; ATP binding
Source: RefSeq, a predicted model, not a curated record
UGUGUGAGUGACAGACGGACAUCGCACCGUGAUCGGUCGUUUGCCCGUGGUUGAAGAUAGAAUAAUUUUAUAAAAAGAAAAUUAGAUUUUAUAUUAUUCUUUAUUGAAUUAAAAAAGCUACCUUAGGCCAACAUGUCGUGGUUAUUUGGGUACAGUUCUACGCCUCCGCCACCCUCUGAUGUUCCACCUGCAGAUUCUGGAGGGUCUGCCGCACCCCCAACUAACCUAACCAAAUCUGAAAAGAAAGCCAUGGAAGCCUAUCGUUUUGACUCUAGUGCUUUAGAAAGAGCUGCACAAGCAGCUAGAGAACUAGAACGCUCAAAACAUUCAAAAGAAGCCUUGGAGUUAAGUAAGCUACAGGAAAGUACCAAACAGACAGAACAAAUGGCUAAAAUAAAAGAAUACGAAGCUGCCAUAGAACAAGCCAAAGUCGAACAGAAGAGAAUUGAUUAUGAAGAGCGCAGGAAAACAUUACAGGAGGAAACUAAACAACACCAAAUGAGAGCCCAGUAUCAAGAUCAGUUGGCUAAAAAGAGAUAUGAAGAGCAGCUUGUACAACAGCAAAAAUCACAAGAUGAAAUCCUUAGAAAACAAGAAGAGAGUGUAGCAAAGCAGGAGGCAUUACGGCGUGCUACUAUUGAACAUGAAAUGGAGCUAAGAGAGAAGAACAAACUCAAAGCAAUUGAGGCCGAAGCUCGAGCCAAAGCUAAAGCUGAUCGGGAAAACCGUGAUAUCACAUUAGAACAAAUAAGAUUAAAGGCAGCUGAAAACAGAACCACUAUUCUAGAAGGUAUCAAGACAGCAGGGAGUGUUGUGGGCACUGGCCUUAAUGCCCUUGUGACUGAUUGGGAUAAAACUCUAGCUGCUGCUGGAGGAUUGUCACUUUUGGCCCUAGGUGUAUACUCCGCUAAAGGGGCAACAUCAGUUGCUGCAAGAUUUAUUGAGGCUCGCAUUGGCAAACCCACCCUUGUGAAUGAAACAUCUAGAUUCUCUUUACUGGAAGCUGUUAAACAUCCCAUACUCACCAUUUCCAAAGCAAUUCAGAGUUUCAAAAAGCCAUCAGAUGCUUUAGCAGGCGUUGUUCUCGCACCAACCCUUGAGCGACGACUUCGAGACAUUGCUAUUGCAACUAAAAAUACGCGUUUGAACAAGGGAUUCUACAGAAAUCUCCUUAUGUAUGGACCUCCUGGAACUGGUAAAACUUUGUUCUCAAAGAAACUGGCAAAACAUUCAGGCAUGGAGUAUGCUAUACUCACUGGUGGUGAUGUUGCCCCCAUGGGAAAGGAUGCUGUUGCAGCUAUACAUAAAGUAUUUGAUUGGGCUAAUACAAGCAAAAAAGGUGUACUCCUCUUCAUUGAUGAAGCUGACGCAUUUCUGAGAAAGCGUUCCUCUGAAAGAAUUAGUGAAGACUUGAGAGCAGCACUCAAUGCAUUCCUGUACAGGACAUCUGACCAAAGCAAUCGGAUUAUGUUGGUGCUUGCUUCAAACACGCCUCAACAAUUCGAUUCUGCAAUUAACGAUCGUCUCGACAAGAUGAUUGAAUUCGGCCUGCCUGGUAUUGAGGAGCGCGAACGAUUGAUUCGUCUUUAUUUUGAUACCUUUGUUCUUAAGCCUGCAUCAGAAGGAAAGAGGCGAUUGAGUGUAGACCAAUUCGACUACAGUGCAUUAUGUACAACACUCGCCGCCCGGACUGCUGGUAUGUCUGGCAGAGCACUCUCCAAGCUGGGUGUUGCAUGGCAGGCGGCAGCUUACGCCUCUGACGAUGGACGCCUUACUGAGCAAAUGUGUAUUGAUAUAUGUGACGAUGCUGUUCAAGAUCACCGUCAAAAGAUGGAAUGGCUGUCAUCUGAAGAGAAAUCGCGAAGUAUGAUGCCAUAUCUUCUAGACUUGCCGCCUUUGGAUGUAGAACACAAUGAAACAGCUCAAAUUGUUAGCAAGAAGCAUUUAGUGGCGGAGGAUACAAAUGAAUCCAAAAAUGCACAAAAGAAGAAAGAGGAUAUUGUUGAAUUAGAAAAGUGACACAGUGUUAAAUCUACUAACAUGGCAGAUGUAGCUGUAAACAACUUAAUAUGUUCCAGUCCCACACAAAAUAUUGCUAGCUGUGAUACAAAUCAAAAGUAUAAAUACAAUUGUAAAAGGUCUGACUUCAAAAAAUUCAUUGUACUGAAUGAUCAGGAUAUGGAAGUUUUGCGUAAAUUAUCUCAAAAAAACAAAGUUGUCACAAGACAGAAGUGACUUAAAAAUAAUAGUUAUUAAUGUAUCGUUUUAUUAACAGAGCGUGUAAUUAGGACUCAACAAGGAUGUUAGGCAUGGGAUAGAUAACUUUUAUAAACAAAUCCUUGUUUAAGAGGUGUAGGGAUGCGUUCAAAUUACGAAACUAAUGUUUCACACAUAAACGCGAACUCAUCAUUAUGUACGUACCAAAAUUGUACUAUCUAAUGUUUUGGUACCCUAUGUUUUUAUCUCCUAUUCUUAGUAAAUAAUGAUGUUUGUAUGCUUUGUGCAAAGCAGAAUAAAAUAUAUUGGUACAAAAGUAUAGUAAACAUUUAAGCUUCCUAUCCAAAAGGCGUAUGUUGUAAGUCAGCUGUAAAAUAUGCAUUUUGUAAUAUGUCAUUAAUCGAAAUGUGUCAUUAUUUUAUUGGGUUUUAAGCAUCAAGAUGCAUGAUUCAAGAUGUGCGUGUGCAAUUUGCCUGCUAAUAUGUAGAUGCUAAAUAGAUGCUACAAAUAAAUUGUAAUAAAAUAAGCAUUUAUUUAGGAGUUUUAUAUAUUCAGAGUAUUUGGUUGUUUUAUCUAUAAUAAAUAGUUUGUGGAGGUCA